GAUUUCCAUCUCCACGAUCGGACCCUUGCUUCGGUCAUCCCUUCCUCUUUCGCCUGCGCCGUGCCGCCCCGCGUCGUGUCGUGUCGGAGCAGGCAGAGGAGCAGCAGAGUCGGUCAAUACUCCGGCAACGCGACGGUGAGAGCACGACGGUCCGUGUACGCACGCCGUUCGCGCUCCACAUCGUCAUCGAGAAACGUCAUUUUUUUCUUCACAUUGCAUUUUUUCUAAUCUCUCGUCCUAUUUCUCUCUGUCUCUCUCUCUUUGUCUCUAUCUUUCUUUCCCUCUCUCUCUCUCUCUCUCUCUCUCUCUCUCUCUCCCUUUCUCUCUUUCUUUUUGUUUCUGACCCACUGUCUUUCUCGUCUUUCACGCGAGAUUAAUUCGCGCGAUUCGCCAAGACGAUCGUCAAGUACGCGCUGGUCGUCGUCUCCGUCGCCGUAGCGUUUGUCUGUUCCGUCGCGGGCGCCGGUAGUGCAACGUCUCGCCUCUCCGCAAACGCGCGUAGACGUGUCCAGUGGAUGAUGCAUUCGACUUAACGGUGUAUGUAUACGUACUCAUAUAUAUAUAUAUAUAUAUAUAUAUACAUAUAUGUGCACGCGGGCAAACGAGAGUACGUAAACGUGUGUUAUCCACGCAUACGCGCACAUCGUGGAAGCGCGCGAGGAGGCGGUGCGCACGACCACCGAGAGCAUCGUCGUCGGCAUUCUUGUCAUUCCAUUCGUUUACUCGUCCGCGGGUGAGCUGCCGCGAGUGAUAACAUUGUAACGUGCGACGUAAAAGAAAGAAGGAUAUCGGAGGAGCAGUGCAGCAGAGACAGAUUUCGUCAAGAUACGUGUGAAGUUAAGUGUGAAAGACAAGUCGCAGCUGCCGCGCAUAUUCCAAGGAUUAGUUGUGAUUUUAGUGAUUCGCGCGGUCACGGCGCGAAUCGUUUGGUGAACACGCGCGUAUCCGUCGUGGAAUUUCGGAAGAGGGAGAAGUGUAAUCUCCCGGGUAUUAAGUCAGUGAUGCAUCUCGACGCAUGAUGGAUAGGCGAGCCUUUCCAGCCAGUAGCGGCAGCGGCAGUGGCACCGGCGGCGGUCGCGGCUUUUUCUCCACCGGCAGACUCAUGGAUAUAUGGAUAUUUUUCAUGUUCGUCGCCAUUGCCGACGUGGCGGCGUCAGUGGAAGUUCACUUCGAAAAUAAGGAUGGUGGAUUCUUCCUAAAACACAUACCGCGGCAAUAUUACCCGGCCCGCGGCACAUCGGACACUAUCCCGCCACUAUCUACGGGUGCAUCGAAUAAUAAUAACAAUAACAACAAUAAUGCGGGAAGUGCGGUACCAUCGCCGCCGCCUGGUUCUGUCCUCUCGAUCGACAAGUUCACCGUCUUUCAGACAAGCGAGCCGGUAUCAGUACGGGCUACGUAUGGUCCUUUCAGUACCAAACAAACCGUACCGGCACGUUAUAUAGUUCCCGAUCCGUUAGACGCGCUGCCGGGACCAGAGACGCGACGCAAUCUCACUGCAGCAACUAUCCUGGAUGCACAGGAACUCGGCGCUCGGCAUUUGGACAUGUCAGCUCACCUGGUGGGCAAUAGCGUGCCGCGUGACUCGCCCGUUCUCAGGGUGCUCUUCCAUGCCGGCAGUGAGGCCAGUGGUAGACGUCAACUGUUGAUGGCACGGCAUCAACGGGUUUGUGUGGUGUUGCAUGCUAGCUUGGCUAGUCCAUCGCGGGGCAAUGCCGCAAGCAGAAGCAGCACUGGACAUGGCUAUUCUUCCUCUUCAUCAUCUUCCGCGCUUACGGCCGUCUGUAGUCCCGAUGGUGAGAACGGCGUGUGCCUCGCGCAGAUUACCAUACCGGCCGAUUGGUGGCCACCUUUACCGCCACCCGAUGCUUCUGGCCGUGUCAAAGUCGCCAAAAGUCUGCCACGAUUGAUCCAGGUUGCUUACUCCGUACUAGAACCGCGUACGGAAGAGGGAGGGGUUAGUAGUGGCGGCAGUAGUAGCAUCGGCAGUGGCAGUUCGGCUGACAGUGGAUCAGGAUUCUGCAGACCCCGAGUGCAAAUACAGCCAGUCACUCCUCUAGGCCAAGUGCCGCUCGCGCCCAACAAGGCGGAUUACAAGGAACUCAGAGCAGAUGAUUCGCUGACCUUAUUGGUGCCGCACGGACCGCUUUAUCCAAGAUCCAGAUUACACAUUCCGGCUUUUCUGCACCCUAUUAAGGUGACGGACCUUCGACAGGAACGACCACCGUUGAUCGUCGCGGUUUACUUAAGAGCACGAGUGAAGUCCGGCAUAAAGAUCCUGGAUGCUUCAUCUAGUAGUCCAGAUUGGAUUGUCGAUAGUGAUGUCAAUGUGAAAAACACUGCCGCCACAUUCACAGCGCGACGUAAAGAGAACUCAUCGCGUAUACCGAGCACAUCUGCUGAAGAAAUAAUGACGAUGCUGCUAGAGGCCAGCGAGGAAGGCAUAGGUGGAAGCUGGGACGGCGGUAGAAUCGUGUGGAGCGUGCGUUAUACACUUGAAGGCGAGGAGGAGAACAGUUCGCAGUUAACGGGCGAUCAGUCACAACAACGAAUGCAGCAACGCCAGCUACAACAUCAUCAUCAUCAUCAUGUCGAGAGACGAAAACUGCAAGCACGGCUGGAAAUACAGAAGGAUGAUAUACAAGCGGUGCUUCCAAUCUCUAAGAACUGGGAGGUAAUGAAUACGGCGGUGUUGACGGGACGUCAGGUGUCGCAGGGAAUGAAGGUUUUCAUCGUGAGCCAGGCCGGUACGGUAGCCGACGUCACACUGCAGUCGUCCUGUCAUUCCGAGGACGAGAGUGUCCUCAAGGUAUCGUCUUCGUGCAGUAGCGUAUACGUGGAUGGCUCGGAGAUCCGGGGUUCCAGCAACGCUUCGGUUCUCGUCAAGUAUGGCACAUAUACCGGCCUGGCUAGAUUCACCGUGUGGAUGCCCGAACUUCCGCUUGAGGUGAGCGUAGCUGAUACGCGGCUAAACCAGAUAAAAGGUUGGAAGGUGCCGGAAGAGCACGUGACAAGUACGAAGAGCAAACGGAGUUUGCUGAAUGCUACGCAGAAUGAAGAAAACACUGGAGUUGCCUCAACACCAACAAUAUCGCCGGAAACACCGUUGGUGACUGCACGAGCAAAAAAGAGAAGCGCCGUCGAUCUAGAAGAGUCGAUAGAGGACACAUCUAUCGACGUGGACGAUCCAGAUGGACUUCUUGAGGAGGACGAGCACGAGGAGCGGUUUCAAUCUAACGGGAACGAUCACGGAUGGGACACGAUCAAUUCCAUCGAUCGAAAUUUGUCCCCGACCAAUUGCAGGUUGCGCUUCCAGCAAAGCCCGGUUGAGGUGCAUGCCCGAUUCUUAGCGACUGAUCAUGAUUCAGGCAGAGUUUCAUACUUCGUCAAUCGACGCACUUGGUUACGCGUUACCGACCUCAUAGCCGGUAUGCUGCGUGUCUCCGAUCCUAGAAUAGCAACUCUUCUUCAAAAUAGACUAGUUCAAGGACGCGGAGUGGGUCGCACGGAAGUGCAGGUACUGUCACCAAUUACUGGAAGGGUUAUCGGCGCAAAGGAAAUCAGGGUCGGAAACGAUCGCGUGUCCGUGACGCGUCUGUCCGUUCGAGUGGUGUCCGGACUUCAGCUUAGUAUCAGUCCAGACACUGCAAUCGAGAAUGGAUACAUCGCCGAAACUUCAGUUACAAGAAGAUUGACCGCACAGUAUCAGGAAGGACUACUGGACAUUGAUGUGGAGUUUUCGGACAGUACUCACACACCCCUCAGGGAAAUCGCCGUGAGCGAUUACCAUUUAUUAGUUGAAAGUCUGGAUCCGGAAGUUGUAGCGUUCGCACCGAUGGUUGCUUCCCAUCAUCCACGAGUAAUCGCAGUCGGAGAGGGUCGCGGCGACUUGCUGCGCGUCACUUUACAGUUGGCCGAUUCCUGUCGAUUAUCCGGCAGACGUUCAAGCAAGGGCUCUCAGAGGACGGUGUCUGUCGCGUUGGCAAGCGCAUCGGCCAACGUCGAGGUGGAUUUCGCUUCGAGCGAGGUACCAAAUCGGCCAGAAUUUGUACAGAAUGAUGGCGGUGGCACUGUUGGUUCUCACCAUCACAAAGAACGUAAAACCGGCCGAGGAGAAAUGGCGUCUGAUCUACACGAUAUCCUCAUCGGGUUACCACUGAAAGACGAGAAAGACGGGCACGGGCACAAGCACGAGCCUUUGGUGCAGGCACGGCAGCAUCGCACGGCUAUAGCUAAUGGCAUGUCUUCAGGGGGUAUGAGCGGCGUCGGCGUGCGUCACCAUGGCGUCGGGGCACGGAUGAGUCCGCUCGAGAUCGGGAUGUACGUGCUGCUCGCGGCAUUCUGCUUCGCAAUCGUUGUCUUCGUUGUCUCCUGCGUGGUGUACGCCAGCAAAUUUAAACCCCAGCCACCAGACUCCCCGCUGACCGGCGCGGCCGUUCCGGUGCUGUCUGGCGCGGGUGCGAGAGCUCGUGCCGCCGCCAACCAGCUGGCGUCUGCUGGUAGACGACCGCCACGCGAAUCGACCACCAACGCACACGACUGGGUAUGGCUGGGCAGAGCGACCCUCGAGCGAGCUGCUUGCGGUCCGCAACAGGUGCGCGUAACGAGUAAUCCGUUGGCUGGUGAAGGCGAACCCGAGGCCGAAUUGGGCACAUGCUUUGACAAUCCGAACCACAUCGAGCUACCAUCUUCCAAUCAACGGCCCAGCGGCAGUAGCAGUGUCAUCGACACCACCACUUAUUCUAAAAAGGACCGAAUAGCGCGAAACAGUUUUGCGGUAAAAUCCGCGGGCAAGCCGUCCGCGGUGAUACCGCCUACUACAGCUACGACGGUGGCGGCAGCGACAUCAAUGGUAGCUCCAAAAAUGACCACUGCGCGGAACGAUAAUGACGAUAUUCCUCCGCCUUUGCCACCACACGGAGUACCGAUUACAAGUUCGACAUCGACAACGGUGACUACAGCAACCACGACGUCAGUCGGCACAAGCGCGAACAACGGCAAUAACGAAGACUAUAAGCCGCCGGUACCACCACAUAGGAACACCGGGAUGGGCAUGCGGUUGCCAGAACCGCCACGAAAACAUCGUCACAGAGCAUCCAGUAGUGGUAGCGGCGGCCAUCACGGAAAUAAUCAUCGGAGCAGUAACAAAACGCAACAACAGUCAAAUCAUCAUAUAAUAAUUAAGCCACACGGGAAAACCAAAAUGGACAAUGCAAACAAGCAAAAUGGCGAAAACGAGGAAUUUGUGGAGUUAGUAAAUCACGAUGACAAUAGACAUGUCGCGAAGGAUGCCGAGAGAUCUCGGGAGAUCAAGAGGGCGACUAUAGUCGGUAAUCCGAUGUACUCAUCCUUCUCUACCUCCGCCGUGGUAUCCACUGCUAUCUCUACCGUAAACUCAUCCACUCCGACUAGCGGCGCGGCAUCGUCCACCACAACAUCUCCGCCGUCUUCAUCGCCGUCCGCCUCCUCUUCCUCAUCCUCCUCUAACUCCUCCUGCGCCUCAUCCUUCUCCCAGGAGCAAGAGGAAUCGGUGGCGCUCGAUGACCUUAAUCUAGGUAUGGACUACAAUCAGAUUAUGCAAUAUUUCGAUAACCUGAAAGAGUCGAAUGCCUAGGUGAGGCCCUUCGACCUUUUCGAAGGUCGAGUAGUAGUCAACGUCGAUAUGGAAUACCGGAAUCCUCGUUAAUAAAAAUACAGCAUACGCAGUCAAGUUGUUUCUUUCUCCUCUUGAGAAUUCUCAGAGAGAAUUUCGUCGAGAAAUUCGUGACACUACUUGCUCUUGCGGGAGAUUUCGCCAUCACCGAGGACUACAAUUCCCCGGAUAUUUCGUAUCUUAGACUAAUAAUCUAGUCAGCUUCCUAGCAGCACAUUAAGAAUAACGCGCAAAUACGUACAUACAUACACCUACGCUCAUAUUAACGAAAACUUAAGAAAGGGAUAAUUCCUUCACACACGUUUCACACAGUCUCUCGACAAUUUGUUACGUCCGCUAGCAAUUUUUUGGCGUAACAGGUGAAAGUUCCUCAAGUACAAUAUAUAUAAUUUCUCGAUAUAUAUACUUAUUUUUUACAUUGAUACGUAAAUAACUAUACGUAAAAUGUAAUACGUAAAUAAUAAGUAAAUUAUUACAUAAAUACCCAUACAGCACAAAACUUGCAAUUACAUUAUAGCAAUGUUAUAACAAGAUUGCAAUUUUGGAGCAAUAUUGCUACAAUGUAAUUGCAAGUUGUGUGCUAUAUGGGGUAUUAAUGAGAUAAAGAGAUUAUGUAUCACAUCAAUAUUUUAUAUCAUAGACACACGGAUGCAUAUUUUUAUCUUUUAUUUUUAUUUUUCCAAAUUAUUUUUACACACACACACACACACACACACACACACACACACACAAAAUUCAAUUUUAAGUAUUUUUCUCUUUUUUUUGUGCUGAUACUUUUGCUAUUUUUGUUUACGAAAUAUUUUCUUUUUUUUAAUCUUGGACUAAUAACAUAUUUAAUAGAUUUAAUUUGUAUCGUGUGUAACUUAUAUGUUAAUAUAUACACAAUGUGUAUUCGCGAUUGUGACUGCGAAAACUUGCUAGCGUAAUAAGUAGUCAGAGUACUGUUUGUAUACGCAAGAGGCUUUAAAAGAAACUGACUGUUGGUGGCCGGUGGGGUAGGUAGAUCGCUCGUUCGAUGAUAAAAGCGUCGCGCCAUAUUUCGACGUUCCGUUUCUCGCUACGAGCUUUCCUUCAUUUCACGCAGGACUAUCACGGAUCUUCGCUCUCACCUCCAUGCUAUCUUGAUCUCUCACUCGAACCCUUUCUCCGCUACUACGAUUUCUUCCUUUGUCAGGUUGCAAGAUAAUGAACAGACAAUUCGAGACACUUUAUAUUUUUAUCGCGCAUGCAAUUUGAUAACGCGAAAAUUUUAACGUUUAUGAUUUUCAUAUAAUUUUCAAAGACAUGUUGGUAUCCUUUGUAUUAAGUUUUAUAUCGUAAGCUAUUUUAGGAAAAUAAAAAAGUCAAAAUGAUGUAAAAAUAUAAUAAAUGAUAUCAAAUUGUAUAAAAUUUUUGUUUUCUUGACUCUACAGGUAAAAAAGUUUUUCCUGUAAUUAAUCCUGUAAUCCAUUUUAUUGUUGAAAUCAAUUUUAUUAGCAUCACAUUUCAGAAUAAACAAAAUUAUUAAAAAUAUACUUGGGGAAAAAAUUUACGAUAUUUCCAAUCACCUAAGUCAUAUUUAUUAUAUAUUUUUAUAGGUACAUAGAUACGAGAUCAACAUUUUAAUCAUAACUAAAAUAUAAUGUAAAUCUAGUCAUUAUAACAUUAAUUUUUUCAAACAAUUUUAAAUUUCUCAAAUUUUUUAUUCAAAAUUUGCAAAAAGUAAUCCACAAGGUCCUCGUUAAAAGUCUUACAUGACAGCAAUGCAAUUUCUGCAUUUAACAAUUUAACGGAAAGUGCAAAAAUGUGUUCUUGAACCCACUAUAUUUAUGUUAACGUUCAGCUUACGAAUUGUCAAUCAGAUAGCUAAGUCAAUCUGUAUGUAAGACGCGAUCAAAAUACAGCAAAGCAUUUUCUUGCAACCCGACUCACAAUCAGUCGCAUUGGAAGACACAUAUUUAUUCGAUCGACCGUAUGUCGUAAUGUUUGUAAAUUUUGCUUCGUAAGACUGUGUACAUAUAUAUUAUAUAUAUACAUAUACAUAUAGAUGCGACAGAGCGCAUGUUAAAUAAUGAAUUUAGGUUUAAAGUUACAUUUGUAUGGCUAAUAGAGAAUCGCGAAUCGUUCCACGUAUCAUUCGACGAGAAACUUGUUCAGUUGUACCGAAUGCCUCCACAAUGCUCGAACGCUGAUCUCUGAUAUCGCUUUUGAAUUAUCCUUCAUCCCUCAUGACUUCACGAUCUUUUUAAGUACGUCUACGCUCGGCAUUUUUUAUUCUGCCGAAAGUACUUUCAUGAGUGCGCCCACAUAUAUGUAUGGCAUGUAUAUGGCGUGUAUAUGUUAAAACGAGAUCGGAUAUAUGAAGCAUCUUAAUAUCGAUACCUAAUUAUGUAUAUCGACGCAUUCCCAUAUUGCACAGAAAGAUUGUAGAAACAUUGCAGAAAUAUUGCAUUGCAAGAUUGCAACAUUGCUAUACAUUUACCUAUACAUUUUAUAAAUUUUUGUUAUAACAUUAUUUCAAUAUUGCAGCAAUGAUCAUCUUUAAAUAUUGUAGUAAUAAUAAAUCGUGUGAUCACAUUUUAGGUCCCAUUAUAUUAACAUAUUUUAACACAUAUAAUUUCCAGGAAUAUAUUAUAUGUCCCUGAAUUAAUUUUUAUACAAAAAAAUUAAAAAAUUUAAAAAUGCAUAUUAUUUACAUUAAUCUUCAAACUCGAUUUUGGCAACUUAUCUCUUCAAUAAAUUAUUUCAUUAAAAUAAGGAUGAAAAAUCUUAUAAUGCUGCUCCUUUUAUUUUAUUGUGUAAUUUUUUAAAUUACGAGAAGUAGAAUUUUACAGUCUCCAUAUCUCCAUUUAGCGGCAAUGGAGCGUACUGCUCAGGAGUGAAGCAUAGAUAUUAUUUUUCACAAUAUUUUCGAAAUGUUGCUGAAAUAUUGUUAAAGUAAUAUUGCAACAAAUUUUGUAAUAUUGCAAUGUCGCUGCAAGCUUUUGUGCUGAUAUAUAUAUGUGCUGAAAUAUAUUUGGGUACAACAUUGAAAUAUACGAUACCUUAAUUAAGUGCGUACUUGCUUUAAACAUUUGUAUCUAGGUAUUAUAUCUGUUACGGGAUACUGUAACGUGUAUAUAUAUAUAUUUGCCAUAUCAAGUGUAUAAUUGUAUAUUUACCGAAGAAACAUUAUCCGAAAUACUGAAAUCGACCGUGCGGAAUUAUGAAGACAUCUCUUCGUUUUAUAACAUAUCUCUAUUUAGUUUAGAUUUCAUUUACAAUCACUAGCUUAUCGCAAUGCAUCAACAAUAUUCGGAUACCAAAAAUUGGUUUCAGAAUUUUUAAUAACUAUUUCACACGUGCAUAUACUUAGGUGCUACUUCAAAAAUUGUACGUAUCUAUUAUUGUAAACACAUCUUUAUUGUAUAUCCGCAUUUUUACCUAGAUACAAAAAAAAAACAUAUAUAAUCGACACGUUUGGAAGUAUAUAAACUAAGUGAAUAUUGUAUCUACAAUUAGUUUAUUAGUAAAAAACAAACAUAAAUUUUACGCCAAGCAAGUAAAAAAUAAUAGAAAAAUUAUUCUUAGGACAAUUUUUGAAAAUAAUUAACUCAAACAUUGGCUGCUUGUGUGUACAGGAAUUUGUUGAGACAUAACACAUUAUACAAUAAAAAUAUAUAAAAGGACCAUUGCUAUUAACUAUUAUAAGUAUUGAAUUCAUCAAAUAGUGACAUAAAUAGUUAGUUGUCACUCUAGAAAAAAGGCCAUCAAAAUUUUAUGAAAAAGUAACGAAUUAUUACACUCUAAAUAACAAUAACUUUUUAAAAUCUGUAACAAAUAAUGAUAACAAGUUUUACAAAAUGGUAAUGCGUAACGGGUUAUUUUUAUAAUGUAACGUUUUGUAAAGUAAUUCCUAAUUCUGUGAAUAAUAGUUUAUAUGAAUAAUACAGCAAAUGUUUCUGAUAAAAAAUCUAAAUAUAGAAGCAAAAGGAUAUUUUAUCACUUGUAAUUUUUGUUGUAUCAUUUAUUUUAUAUAUUACAUUUAUUUUAUUCAUGUGUAUUUUAAUAAAAUAUAUGUAAUUGUUUAAUACUAUAAAGUCUGAAGUAUGUUUUAAAAAGAACAAUUCGUCAGAUAGAGCAUAUUCACUUAGUCUAUACAUACUUUCACUCGUAUUUGUAAUAACGAAAAGACAAAAAGAGAAAGAAAAAUAAUUGUUCUUCCCGAUCAACUAGAAUAGUUACCAACACAUCAGCAUUUCUAUUGUUUUUCAAUAAAAAUAAUUACCGCGAAACAAUCGAAUAAAAUAAAAA
Molecule: messenger RNA, 9925 nt
Organism: Monomorium pharaonis (pharaoh ant)
Lineage: Eukaryota; Metazoa; Arthropoda; Insecta; Hymenoptera; Formicidae
Gene: dtn
Product: transmembrane protein 132E
Exons: 10
Coding region: 1016-5614 (1532 amino acids)
Source: RefSeq, a predicted model, not a curated record